AGCUUUUACAAAUGGAUUCCCGAAACACCAUGAUGUGACCUGUCAAGCAUAGCAUUUGAUGUUUUGUACUGUUCUUAUUUUUUUCUAACGCACACAAUCGAGCCUCUACUGUGAUUUAUUUAUGUUUGUGGAGUAGAAUAUUUUGGAAUCUCCAAUGACUCAGACUGAAAAAUUACAACCUAAGUUAAAGGCGAGAAAAACCACCAGUAUUUAAGAAGAAUUGUACGUAAUGUGUUCUUUGCACGUUGAACAGAAUCUGCUAUGAAUCCUGUGAAUUCCUGAAUAAGAAAGCUGUAUUUAGUGGAAUAAGAAUAAGAAAUGUAUUUAUAAAUAAUUUGGACGGACAAACCUGUUUCUUUCGUUCAAGAAAUAGGUUAAAAUUAUUGCCAGACAUUCGGUACUCGCGGUAGAACACAAAGAAUACUCACAUAUAGAUUUUGAAUGUAUGCUGCAAAACACAGUUCCCGAUGAUUUGAACAUCGCUGGUCAAUCGAUUCCAUAUCCAAAAUGUUAAAAUCCAGCACGCAACAACAAAAAAACAUUCUCAACACUGUAAUUGGUGCUUUGCCAGAUAAUCGACCCAUAACGUCAUUGCAGCUGGUGGAAGAAUUUGAAAAAUGUCCCAAAAACUUCCAGCCCAUCAAUAAGACUUACGAUCAAGAUCAGGAUGCAGAUUUGUGGCGUGAAAAAAUGCUGAUAGGCAAACGGACGACGAGGUAUUUGUGUCAAUCUAAAUCGGAAGGACUGCCAGGCUACAUAGUAGAAACGUUAAAAAUAAUAAAUGAAAAAGAAAUUACUCCCGAGGGCUUCUCGCAGCUUACGAGAACUGCUGACACGGAACAGAAAGCAUGGCGCAAAAGACAACUCGUUUAUCGGUUGGCAAAAAAGGGAUCCACCAAGCAAGCCGUUACGGAUAUUAUACUGUGCUCUAGGCUCCGCCAAGCCCCGGAAGGGUUUACGCUAGCAGGUGAUAUAAACGGCAUUCUAGUGUGCUUUAAAUCUUCACCCGUUCCACAUCGGCCUUCUCCAAGUGUACCGUCACGGCAAAGCAUAACUGAACUUGAGAAAACUAUUGAAAAUUUGAAGAUACAGUCAAAUGCUGCAGCGGUACAAUCACAAGACCACGAAUACGAACAAUUGUUAUCGUCAUAUCAGCUUUCACCCAAGCGUGUAGCCCCAAAACCACCUAUAUAUUCAACUGGCACGUUGAAUAUUCACACCGACGUUGAAGGCGUUCCAUUUUUGCUCAAUCCCGCUCUAAAACAAUAUCCCAACGAUAUCCCACCCGUUUAUGUACUGACAGGCGCACAACAAGAAUAUGACUUUCAAUUGGAGCGACAAGUACUGUGCACAACAAAAUCCCAAAAUGAUCAAUCAACAAAUCCGUUCUUCCACUGAGACAAUGGAUUUCAAUUUUAUGUAGUUGCGCUCAACUUAUAAUAUUAAAAUAUGAGCUGAUAUGUAGUUUAAUCAACCAUUUAGUGAUAAGGUAUGUUUGAUAAGAAAGGGAUUCCACCUUUCGCGAUUAAGAGACGAAAGAGAUUCAAAAGUUCCAAAGUCCCAAAAGUCCAAGUCUAUCACAAUACAAACAACAACCUUCGUGAUUCGAAAAUACUGCAAUCUACACAAUGCAUUGAUUUAUUGCCUCAAAUCUGUCUUGCCUCAAAUGUCAGAACUUGGAAAAGUUAUGUUUAGAACAUCUUACUUUCCGGUUCCCUUCCGUUAGUAUAUUAUUGAUGUUGAGGAAAAUAAAAUGAUAUAUCAAGAAAUGCCAUUUUUUUAUAUAUAUAAAAACGUAUCUUGUCCAGUCGAUGCAUUAUUCCGGUAUCAAAUCCCAUCUGGACCGUAGCCCCGUAACUAGGAUUGACUAUUCGGCUACGUGGUAAAAAUAAGUCUAAUAAGCCAGAAAUAGUCAGCAUGAACAUGACUUUAGACGUCACUAAGUCAAGGUAAACACCGUAUAGAGUAAUGUACGAGAAAUUUGACCAAUAAAUACAAAUUAAACUAAA
Anopheles funestus (African malaria mosquito) is the source of this 2009-nucleotide messenger RNA. RefSeq names its product multivesicular body subunit 12B (gene Mvb12). Gene Ontology annotation, biological process: virus maturation; endosome to lysosome transport via multivesicular body sorting pathway; receptor catabolic process. The record is from RefSeq and is a predicted model, not a curated record. The transcript has 6 exons. Bases 508 to 1398 code for a protein of 296 amino acids. Lineage: Eukaryota; Metazoa; Arthropoda; Insecta; Diptera; Culicidae. Gene Ontology annotation, cellular component: cytosol; ESCRT I complex.